AUGACGAAACAACGACGUUCAUUUUUUGUUGACGAUAUUUUACAUAAGGUAACUAUGCCAAUGAAUGAGAACAUUCAUUGUUCAAAUGAUAUGAAUAAUUUCAAACGUAAACGAUCAAUAAAUUCCGAUGAUGACGAUAUAUCAAAUAAAAAACUUCGAUCCUAUAAUCAUGAAGAUGAUGAUAAUGAUGAAUUAGUUUAUUCUUCAAUUACUGAUGUUAUAAGUGAAGAAGAAUCUUGUACAAGUAAUAAUAGCAACACUAUCGAUAACAACAGUGAUAAUGAUUUGUUUGUAUCGAGUUCUUGUUUACCAACGAAUAAUUUACGACAAAAUAAAAAACAACGUAAACCACGUACAGCAUUUACUGAUACACAAUUGAAUACAUUAGAGAAAAAUUUCGAACGACAAAAAUAUUUAAGUGUACAAGACCGUUUAGAACUUGCAAAUCGUCUUCGUUUAUCUGAUACACAAGUUAAAACAUGGUAUCAAAAUCGAAGAACAAAAUGGAAAAGGCAAGCAUCUCUUGGUCUAGAAUUCUUUUCUGGUAAUACAUUACAACAAUGGAUACAACGACAACCACAUCAUUUUCUUGCUGCUAUGUACCGAUCAUCAUCAGAUAUGAGUAAUGCUAUCGGUCCAUACGGUUCAGCUCUAUUAAAUGAAGCAAAAACAGCAAUAGCAAAUAAAUCUAUUACUCAAAGAUUUCUUCCAGCAACACUUACGUCCCAUCAUCAUACAUAA
Molecule: messenger RNA, 741 nt
Organism: Adineta steineri
Lineage: Eukaryota; Metazoa; Rotifera; Eurotatoria; Adinetida; Adinetidae
Source: the annotation of a GenBank genome assembly